Molecule: messenger RNA, 3030 nt
Organism: Umbelopsis ramanniana AG
Lineage: Eukaryota; Fungi; Mucoromycota; Umbelopsidomycetes; Umbelopsidales; Umbelopsidaceae
Exons: 4
Coding region: 316-2682 (788 amino acids)
Molecular function (GO): protein-containing complex binding; protein binding
Source: RefSeq, a predicted model, not a curated record
UUUACCUCUUCCUUUUUCCCAUCCUGACCUUCGUCCAUCCACGUCGUGAAACCAUCAGGCGACUUAUAUGACUUCAGCUGUCCAUGUCCCUUCUGUAUCAACCUCCUCUGCCUCUACAGCUGAUAGUAGUAGUUGCUCCUCGCCCUAUGGUGACGGUCCUUUAGUACCACCCGACUUAUUGGAGUCUUUAAUCAAGCACUCGCUUUUUCAACGAACAAACAACCAAUCUUUCAUAUACCAAGUUGCGAACAAGAUGUCUAUGCGAAUAUUCCAGCCAAAGGAUAUCAUCAUCAAGUAUGAACGUUUUUCUAACUGAUGCUAUCUCGGCGUAUAAUCUUCUCACGUUCUUUUCUUUCCGUUUGCUACAGACAAGGUGACCCCUCAAAAGCGCUAUUUUUCUUGUUACGAGGAACCGUGCACGUCUGUUCUCGGGAUGCUGAGUGCAUCUUUGCCGAGUUGCAGCAAGGUUCUUUUUUUGGAGAAAUCGGGAUUCUCUUUUCCAUUCCGCGUACAGCCACUAUCAUUGCUGAUACCAAGUGCUUCGUGGCUUGUCUUACUGCCGAAACCCUUCACAAAAUUCUUCCAAAAUAUCCUGAGGUCGAAAAAGUCAUCCGAUUCGAAGCGGAGGAACGUUUAGCGAUACUAACAAAGAAGCGCCAGCAGUAUCUGUCUCCUCCAGGCGAAACUGGUCGUAGAAGAAGCGAAGAAUUGGUUGACAAGAAUUCUUUUGUGAAAGCCAGUGUUUAUGGAAAUAUAUGCAAACUUCAAAUUUUCAGUGAUUGCGACAAUCAGGAUUUAUUGCACACAAUCGCUCUUAACGUCGACUCGAAGCAAUUUUUACCCAAUACUACCAUUAUUCAUCGUAAUGAAGCGUCUUUCGAAACUUAUUUCAUAAUUUCUGGAACCGUUGAAAUCGUUGCACCUGUUUGCUUAGACACAUACUGCUUAAAUACUUCGGAUGCAGUCAUUUGUAGACUCGGUCCAGGGUCGCAAUUUGGCGAAGUCGCCGCUUUACUUGAUAUUCCGAGAGCCGCGGAUGUACGAGCCAUCACGCCUGUUGAUUGUUAUGUUUUGACGCGAAGCAAGUUGCGUCGAGUUCUUCAUCAGUAUCCCUGGUUUGCCGCCAAGAUGAAAGAUAUGGCUCAAGAAAGGCUUGCAAAGUUACGGCAUAUUCAAACAUAUGAUUUCUCCGCCGUCAUACCAAUUGAUGGAUCUACUGCGUUAGCAGCAUCGCAUGAUACCUCGAUAACAGGUGAUGAAAGCCAACAAGUUCCUCAAGCACCAUUACAUGGUGGUGUCGACACUAGCACCAUAUGUAGUACAUCCAGCGAUCAGGACCCAACAUUAUCCGGUGCCGUGUCGAAAAUUCGCGAAAUGGGUACAAGAAAAAGACGUGCCAGCGUUGCUGUUUGGUCAGACCCCAAUUUACUCGCUUUCGCCGAACAGAAAGCCGCUGAGCAGAUGCAAGAGGCUGCUUAUGUACCUUCACGCUUUGAAGAGCCUGUCAUGAUGGAAACGGACGUGGAAACGGCUGAAACCACGCCUUCAAAUAAGCCAAUUUGUCUGAUUGGUAUCAAAGACGAUUUAUUAAUCAACAUUUUGGAGUUUGUGGACUUCGCCACCGUCAUGAGAUUUAGAGGGGUAUGCAGUCGAAUGGACAAAUUAUUAAGAAGUCGAAAAGCACGCACAUUGUUCGAAGAGGUCGAUUUGUCACACUGGAAUAAGAAGAUGGUGGACGAUGUUUUCGUUCCCAUAUCGACCUUUUUGGGCACUCGGGUGCGAGACAUGAAUUUGUCAAACUGCUUCCAUUUGACUUUCAAAUCUUUCAAAACAAUUUCAAACAACAACACCAAAAUCACUCGAUUGGACCUCCAUUCCUGCUGGGAGUUGGUAGACAGCAGCUUGGCUCUGCUUGCUGGUGGCUGCCCCUACUUGACCGACAUCGACUUGUCCAAUUGUAGGAAGAUAACAGACCGAGGCAUUUACGCCUUGUUCUCAACGCCUCGACAGUCCUAUACUGAAGCAUCACCUUAUAUGAUUGUGGAUAACCAAUCAAUACCCUCGACGCCGUCAACACCAUCAACACCACCUGGUGGAAUUUCUCACAUCUCCCUUUCAUAUUGCAAGAAUUUGACAGACGUAUCCAUGAGACAUAUUGCAGAAUUUGGCGCAGACACACUGGCAUAUAUCAAUUUUCAGCGAUGCACUUCCAUAACAGACGCGGGAUUCGAAUCUUGGCAACCAGGGUCAUUCCGGUGCCUUGAAACAGUCAUUUUGAAUGACUGUACGUUUUUGACAGAUAGGGCUAUUGCAAGUUUAGCGCGCGCGGCACCCAACAUUCUCUACAUAUCUUUGAGCUUUUGUUGCUCUCUCACCGAUAACGCCAUCGAAAUGUUGGCUCGCCAGUUGCGAUAUCUUGAACAUCUCGAUGCUUCAUAUUGUGGGUCUGCUGUAUCGGAUGCGUCGGUUCAAGCAUUAGUGCAAGAAGGCUCGCCUAAUCUCAAGGAAAUUAAUGUUCGUGGCUGUGUGAGAGUCACUGACACAGCUGUGUAUGCUCUACUUGCUAUCGCUCGCCAACUCCAUCUCCUCAACAUCAGUCAAUGCCAGAGUGUCACAAUCAAAACAAAAGACAUGCUUGAACACUACAAAGAAAAAGAAAACUGUGCGCAAGUCGUUGUUUAAUCGCAUCAACUUCUUCGCAAUCCCCAACCGUCUGCAAAACCAGACAUUCAGUGCAGACACAUAUUUUCAUGUAAAGAUACGUUCUAUACUUUAUCAUUCAUGCUUGCUUUGGCAUCACCCCUUUGGCAACGCUCUCAAUUGAGUACUUUGUUCACUCAAAUGUAAAAAAUGUAAAAAAUUGUUUUUCUUGGUGGUAGUCGACUCCUCCACAUGCAAGCGAUGGCUUAAAUGAUGUACACAAUAAAAUAUAUAUUUGUCUUUGAAUAUUCGUUUCUAUCGUCGCUUGCUUUGAGACAAUUCACUUGACUAUCAGCGCCGCCUGAUGUCAACAAAUACAAUCAUCUCAAU